GCUCACUUCUCAGUCUCGCUUUUUGCUUCCUUUAUUUCUUUCUUCGGGACUUUGCUUUCCCUUAUUACUCCUUCAAAAAAGCUCAAACACGGUUCAAGAAAUCUCAGAAAGCUAGGAGACUUGCACAAUGCCUAAAACCAGUGUCAAGCAGAAACCCCGCCAGAGGAUCAAGCCGGCUUCACGUUCGCCUUUUGAGGAUGCUAGGGUUGUUCAGAAAGACAGUGAUGUAGAAAUGGAUGAUGAUUUGAGCGACGAUGGUGAUAAUAUUCCCGAAAAAGAUGAGGCAGAGAAGAAAUUGGAAAAACUACUAUUCGGCGACGAUGAGGGUUUUCAUGACGCUUUAAAGAGUCAGAAAGAGCGCAGUCUUAUGGCUCAUUCAAAUGGGAGUGACUAUAAGGGCUCUGACGCAGAGGACGACGAAAGUAGAGGCGAAGACCAAGCACUUGAUGAUGUUGCUGAUGCCGAUCUUUUCUUCCUUGAUUCUGGAGCUGGCCCCGUUUCUACCGACCUCGCCGAAUCUCUUGAACCACCUUCCGAAGCUGCAGAGGACGAUGGAGCAGAAAUCACAGCGGUGUGGCAUGAUAGCGACGAUGAUCUCCUCACUGUCUCUCUGGCAAGCCAGCAAAGGCUGAGAAAGCUGCGUGUCGCUGAGUCCGAAGACGUUGUUAGUGGAAAGGAGUAUGUUAAAAGACUUCGCCGCCAUUUCCAGCAGCUGCAUCCGACGCCAAAAUGGGCGAUCCCAGAGCAACAGAAAGGCCAUGGCGAUACUGACUCUGAGCGCGCGGAUGAUAUGGAUACAGAUGACGAGGAGCAGACUUCUGUACAACCUUUAGGUAAACUACUUCAAGGCGCCGCGGACCUAACUAAGCUAGAGGAUACACGCUCUGGCGGCAAGAGAAGGCUGCGCCAGGAAGUUAUCGACAUUCAAAGACUGAAGGAUGUCGGCAGAGAUCAACCAUCCUCGGUCGAUUCUCUUUCUUUCCAUCCGCAUUAUCCGUUGCUGCUGUCCUCGGGGCCUGCGGCCACCCUCUUCUUACACCAUAUUGCACCCUCUGCGCCUGCUCCCAAUCCUCUUCUUACGUCAUUCCACAUUCGCCGUACACCUAUUUACACAUCUGCUUUCGCUCCCCCUUCCGGUAAUAAAAUUUUCGCUUCGGGUCGCCGGCGAUACUUCCAUAUCUGGGACCUUGACACGGGAAAGGUCGACAAGGUCAACGGUACUGCUGACAGAAAAGAAGAACAGAAAUCCAUGGAAAGAUUCAAGCUUUCCCCUUGCGGGCGGUAUGUGGGGCUUAUUGGUACGUCGCGCAAGGGUGGUGGUCUCAUCAAUGUUCUGGAUUCGGGUACGGCACAAUGGAUUGCGCAGGUUCGCGUAGACGGCCAAGGAGGCGUUGCGGACUUUGCUUGGUGGGGUGAUGGCGAAGGUAUGACAGUCGUCAGCAAGAACGGCGAAGUGUCCGAAUGGGAUGGACGUUUAAAUCAAGUGGUGGCCCGCUGGAUGGAUGCCGGUGCAGUAGGCACGACAGUCCUUGCCCUUGGAGGACGUUCCGGACGGACACAGCUGGGAGGCGACCGCUGGGUUGCAAUUGGCAGUUCUAGUGGAGUUGUUAACGUCUAUGACCGUCGUGAAUGGGCCAUAGCAUAUGCAGCACAAGCCUCCUCGGCAGAUAGCGACUUUUCAGCCAUUCCACGUAACCCUGAACCUGUACGUGCAUUGGACCAGCUGACGACACCAAUCAGCCACGUGGUAUUUGCACCAGAUGGUCAGUUCUUUGUAAUGGCUAGUCGUUGGAAGCGGGAUGCACUGAGAAUAGUCCAUCUUCCAUCCUGCACAGUGUACCGUAACUGGCCCACGUCUAAUACUCCUCUUGGGCGCAUUUCGUCGGUAGCCAUCUCACCCAACUCCGAGCAGUUGGCCGUUGGCAACGAGCAGGGACGUAUUAGGCUAUGGGAGAUUCGAGGAUGAGCAACCAAGAAGUCCACUGAAAGAGAGGCAAAAUAUGAGAGUGUUAUGUAUAGCAAUAUAUAGUAUAUACUUGGAUAAAAU
Aspergillus alliaceus is the source of this 2047-nucleotide messenger RNA. RefSeq names its product WD40 repeat domain-containing protein. Gene Ontology annotation, biological process: rRNA processing. The transcript is spliced from 4 exons. Gene Ontology annotation, cellular component: Pwp2p-containing subcomplex of 90S preribosome; small-subunit processome. The record is from RefSeq and is a predicted model, not a curated record. Gene Ontology annotation, molecular function: protein binding. NCBI's taxonomy places the organism in Eukaryota, Fungi, Ascomycota, Eurotiomycetes, Eurotiales, Aspergillaceae. Bases 128 to 1966 code for a protein of 612 amino acids.